AAGGCAUGAACUGUAAAAUUUGAAGUGUACCACCAAAUCAAAUCCAGCUGACGAAUCCUAUGAUGUUCAGCUCAAUUUAUAAAACCCACUCCCUCUACUGUGCUUCCAGCUCCCUUCUCACACUCCUCUCACUUUCACUUGCUCCAAUGCCUCCCUCUCCCCCAUUUUCCUCUCGCCUUCUUCUCCUUUCACUUCUGCUUCUCUUCUGCAAUGGAGUCCAUUCCAAAUCUAAAUCUCCCUCCUCCCCUGUUUCUUCCAAAAUUGGACAGGGCUACCGUUUAAUCUCUGUUCAACAAACCCCCGAUGGUGCUCUCUUGGGUCGCCUCCAAGUUAAGCAACCCAACAAGAUUUAUGGCCCUGAUAUCCCUUACUUACAGCUCUUUGUCAAGCAUGAGACAAACGACCGCUUGAGGGUUCACAUCACCGACGCGGAGAAGCAGAGAUGGGAGGUGCCGUACAAUCUCCUACCGAGAGAGCAGCCGCCGGUGUCGAAACAGACCAUCGGAAAAUCGACAGAAAACUCCAUUACAGGGUCGGAGUACGUCGGCAGUAAACUAAUCUUCAGCUAUAAAUCGGACCCAUUUUCGUUCGUGGUGAAAAGGAAAUCAAACGGUGAAACCCUUUUCGAUUCGAGCUGUUCUGAAUCAGACCCAUAUAGCAGUUUGGUGUUUAAAGAUCAAUAUCUUGAGAUUUCAACGAAAUUACCGGAAGAGGCUUCGCUGUACGGGCUAGGGGAGAACACGCAGCCGCAUGGGAUUAAACUGUACCCGAACGAGCCUUACACUCUGUACACAACGGAUGCGUCGGCCAUAAAUCUAAACAUGGACCUUUAUGGGUCUCACCCGGUGUACAUGGACCUGAGAAAUGAAGGGGGGAAGGCGUCGGCACACGCGGUGCUGCUACUGAAUAGCAAUGGGAUGGAUGUGUUUUACAGAGGGAAGUCUUUGACGUACAAGAUCAUUGGAGGGGUUUUGGAUUUUUACUUCUUUUCUGGGCCUUCACCACUUGACGUUGUUCAACAGUACACUUCACUCAUCGGCAAACCUGCUCCCAUGCCUUACUGGGCCUUCGGAUUUCACCAAUGUAGAUGGGGUUACCAUAACUUAUCUGUUGUUGAGGAUGUUGUUGAGAAUUAUAAAAAGGCUAAAAUUCCUCUCGACGUUAUUUGGAACGAUGAUGAUCACAUGGAAGGACACAAGGAUUUCACUCUCAACCCGGUUAAUUAUCCGCGUCAGAAGCUUCUAGCUUUCCUAGACAAGAUACAUAGUAUAGGCAUGAAGUAUAUUGUGAUUAUCGACCCGGGCAUUGCUGUUAAUUCUAGUUAUGGCGUGCAUCAAAGGGGUAUGGAAAAAGACGUUUUCAUUAAGUAUGAGGGUGAACCAUACUUGGCUCAAGUUUGGCCUGGCGCUGUGAACUUCCCUGACUACCUUAAUCCCCAAACUGUUUCGUGGUGGAUCGAUGAGGUACAUCGCUUCCAUGAACUCGUCCCUGUUGAUGGCUUAUGGAUUGAUAUGAAUGAAGCCUCAAACUUCUGCUCAGGAUUGUGCAAAAUUCCUAAAGGGAAAAAGUGUCCUAGUGGAACUGGACCUGGUUGGAUUUGCUGCUUGGACUGCAAGAACAUUACGAAAACAAGAUGGGAUGAUCCACCAUACAAGAUAAAUGCUUCAGGAUUGCAGGUGCCCAUAGGCUUCAAAACCAUUGCAACCAGUGCAGUUCACUACAAUGGUGUUCUUGAGUACGACGCUCACAGUCUCUACGGCUUCUCUCAGUCCAUCGCAACGCACAAAGCCCUUCUCAGCCUCGAGGGAAAGAGGCCUUUUAUCCUUUCCCGCUCCACAUUCGUCGGUUCGGGCAAAUAUGCAGCUCAUUGGACUGGUGAUAACAAGGGAACAUGGAAUGACUUGAAGUACUCUAUUCCUACCAUGCUUAAUUUUGGUAUAUUUGGAGUGCCAAUGGUUGGUUCUGAUAUAUGUGGGUUCUAUCCAGCGCCCACAGAAGAACUAUGCAACCGUUGGAUCGAACUUGGCGCUUUCUAUCCAUUCUCGAGGGAUCAUGCCAAUUUCUAUUCCCCAAGACAGGAGCUUUAUCAGUGGGAAUCGGUUGCGAAAUCUGCCCGAAAUGCACUUGGGAUGAGGUAUAAGCUCUUACCGUAUCUAUAUACCUUGAACUACGAAGCUCAUAAUACCGGAGCGCCAAUUGCUCGACCGCUGUUCUUCUCAUUCCCAGAUCUUAAGGAGUGUUAUAAUGUGAGCACUCAAUUUUUGCUUGGGAGCAGUGUUUUGGUAUCCCCUGUUCUUGAUAAGGCAAAGACCAAAGUGAGUGCAAUGUUUCCUCCAGGCACUUGGUACAGCUUGUUUGAUAUGAGGCAAACUAUAGUCGUAAAAGAAGUUCAAUCUCUGUCUCUUCCUGCACCCUUGCAUGUUAUUAAUGUGCAUUUGUAUCAAAACACCAUUCUGCCAAUGCAGCAAGGUGGGUUGAUUUCGAAGGAAGCUCGAAAAACUCCAUUCACUUUCAUCGUGGCCUUCCCUGCCGAUGAAAGCGAAGGAGAGGCCAAGGGAACGCUGUUCCUCGAUGACGAUGAACGUCCAGAGAUUAAUCUUGGGGACGGUCUAUCGACGUACAUUGAACUCUAUGCAACUGUCAGCAAUGGGAGUGUUAAAGUAUGGUCUGCAGUUCAAGAAAGCAAAUUUGCUCUCGAAAAGGGUUGGAUCGUUGAGAAACUUAUCGUAUUGGGGUUAGAUGCAAGCAAGCGGGCGAACUCCCUUGAGAUCAAUGGAGAAGCUGUUGUGGGAGGUUCGGGUAUUGAGUUUUAUGCAUCGGAACAAAGUCAUCAGCUGGAUAAACUAGAGGAUGGAGGGGAUAAGAGGAAAACUGCGAUGGUAGAGGUUAAGGGAUUGUCUUUGGCAGUUGGUAAGAACUUUGAAGUCUCCUGGAAAAUGGGAUAGAAGGUAGAGAGGUAGUUCUCUACUCUAGUUUGUCUGAUUCAACGGCUUUUUUGCUUUCAUAAUUCUCCUUUACUUUGUUUUAAAUUGGUUGGUGGCUUCUGUUUUUGUUUCCUCCUGCUUUUAUGGAAAAGAGAUGAGCUAAAGCAUAUCUUCAUCCUUAUCCAUGGGAACAAGCCUUGUACUUCUUGUGUUCAUCGUUUAUUUAGUUUGAGAAUAAAGUAAGUGUACAACCUUGAGAUGCUUG
This is a messenger RNA of Cucurbita pepo subsp. pepo (vegetable marrow), 3189 nucleotides long. Its product is annotated as alpha-xylosidase 1. Gene Ontology annotation, molecular function: hydrolase activity, hydrolyzing O-glycosyl compounds; carbohydrate binding. Gene Ontology annotation, biological process: carbohydrate metabolic process. The record is from RefSeq and is a predicted model, not a curated record. Lineage: Eukaryota; Viridiplantae; Streptophyta; Magnoliopsida; Cucurbitales; Cucurbitaceae.